UCCUAUAACCUCUGUAUAUUUCAGCACAUGUUCGAGAUCACCAUCCUCGAGAUAUUCUCCAGUAUGAAGAUUAUGAGAGUUUACGUAAACUAACUUGUAGAGAACUACAGCUGACAUACAGACCUGACUUAGUUGUUAAGCCGGAACAGGAGCGUAACGUGGAAAUUCCCAGCGGACAAGCUCAAAGCCGGGAUGAAGGAGAGGCUGGUGGCCUACGAGUCCACGGAGGCCAGGGUGGGUGAGAUGUACAUAUUCUAGUAGAAGUUGAAGAGGAAAUAUUUCCACGUGAAACCGUUGGAUCAUAAACAGUUGAAAACCUGGAACAUUCUGGAGAAUGUAAAACUAUAGUGUUCAGAAACAUUUGAUUAAGUACAUAUGAAAAAUUUACGUAUUGUAUGGUCUUUUCUGGAGAUCUUUUUUUGAAAUUUUAUCGUCAUUAAAGCCGGUUUAAUGUUGACUUGAGAGAUAAUCUAUGAACUUGUUUCCAGUAUAAGUAUUUUUUUCAGAAAAGGUCUUGUUUUUGUUUUGUUUGUUUUUGCAAUACAAGCGCCUAAUCAUGCCUGGAGGAAAUGAACCUAAAGCUAAGAAAAGGAGGAAGGGAGGAGACAGGAAGGAUAAAGAGAAACCUCUUCUCGUCAUUCAGGGUUUGCUGAAACUUGAUCAUUGUUUUGUGAAACCUAAGAACGAGGAUGCUGAGGUUAUCGAGGUUCAGGCCGGAGACAAGAAAAUGAAGAUUGUUAUGGCUCCAGAUGAGUCUAUGAAGUCUGAGCACGAUACAGUAGCGUAUAGAUCAGGAUAUGAUACUGGUCCCACCAACCCUCUACCUCAGGAUGAACGGGAGGAGGUGCUGUUUGCGCACAAGAAAGUGUACGAUGAUGCCGCAGAAUAUUUUGAGGAGAUGAAGAAGGAGACGGAGGAGAAGAGAGCAGAGAGGGAGGAGGUCUGGGCGGAGAAGGAACUCUCAGAGAAGGAGAAGGAGGAAGCUGCUGAAUUAAGGCGUGCUAAGAAGGAAGCAAAGCGUAAGCGUAAGGCCGAGAAGGCUGGAGAUAUUCCUGAGAUUGAUCCCUCUGCGUAUGGAUACGCUAAGGACAAUGACCCCGACAACCCUGAGAACUACCAUGCUCCUGACGAAGAAACACCGUUCGGAAGUCUUGCAAGGGGGGAACCGGGUCUUCCUGGUCUUGCAAUCCAGACCGGAGGGGAGAAGGAGAAAGGAGAGAAGGAGAAGAAGAAGGAAGUUCUUGUGGAGGGACCUCUUAAACCACCUGGAGAAGAAGAUGAACCUGAGGAGAAUAUGGAGAUCACUCAUAUGGAAGGAGACACUAGAACCGUUGUAUUAGAUGAAGGGAGUACUCGAACUGUAGUACUGGGGGAGGGGGAGGAACAGAGUGGGGAGCAAGGACCAUCACAGAUGAAAACACUCCCCGGGGAUGAAGAGGAGGACACAAUGGAGACUGAUCUCACCUCAGAGAACGUUGUCGACAUGGCGACUGCUGUCGCCCUCGAGAUGGAGGAGAAGAGGAGGAAGGAGGAGUGGGAGAAGAUGGAGGUUGAGGUCAAGACGAAAGAGUCUGCUCGGAUCCAGAGAGAGGCUGAGGACCUCCAACGCGAGGCUGAGCGAAGUGAAUUGAGUUUAGAUGAGUUGACCACCCUACGACAGCUUGAAGCUAAACUAGGCCACGCCCUCGGUCAAUCACAGGGACCUAUGAUACCUGAGCCUGGUGUUGGAGAUGAUUACAACCAGCGUCAGAUCCUGGAUGCGUACUGGGAGUUUGUGAGAGAGAAUCCGCAAGAUUUUAACGGUUGGGCCUACCUAAUCCAGGCUGCCGAAACAGUUGAUAUUAUGGACGAGAUACGUACUGUAUACAAUGCGUUCCUGCCCCUGUUCCCCUACUGCUACGCCUACUGGAAGCGCUACAGCGACCUCGAGAGGAAGAAGGAGAACUGGCAGCGCAGCCUUCAAAUCCUCCACCGAGGAUUGGAGGCUAUUCCUCUGAGUGUUGAUCUUUGGUUGGCAUAUCUAGAAUUAUUUCAUAAGAUGUACAGUACACAUGAUAAUUUCCAGUCCUUAUUCCGAGCCCAGUGUGAGAAAGCUAUUGCUACCUGUGGAAUUGAAUACAGAUCCGACAGCCUCUGGGAGUAUUUUAUAGAACGUGAAAUUGAGGCAAAGAAUUUGAGAUUUGCGACAGAUUUGUUCCGAAGAGUAAUUUCCAUCCCGACAAAACUAUACAACAAACAUUGGGACAACUUUAUAGCACAUGUUCGAGAUCACCAUCCUCGAGAUAUUCUCCAGUAUGAAGAUUAUGAGAGUUUACGUAAACUAACCUGUAGAGAACUACAGUUGACAUACAGACCUGACCCAGUUGUUCAGCCGGAACAGGAGCGUAAAGUGGAACUUCCCGAGGACAAGCUCAAAGCCGGGAUGAAGGAGAGGCUGGUGGCCAGUCUCGUAGUGGCCCACGAGACCACGGAGGCCAGGGUGGAUGAGAUGUACAUGUUCGAAGAGAAGUUGAAGAGGAAUUAUUUCCACGUGAAACCGUUGGAUCAUAAACAGUUGAAGACCUGGGACAUGUAUCUAGAUUAUGAGAUUAGGAAAGGAGAUCAUGAAAGGAUUGUUGUACUUUUUGAGAGGUGUUUGAUCCCUUGCGCGCUCUAUGAACAAUUCUGGGCAAAAUACGCGCGUUACCUGGAGAAAGCUCAUAAAGAGAAGAAGGACCUUCCGCGCGUCGUAGAGGAGGAAAUCGACGAGAACGGGAUCAGGAAGGCGAGGUCAGCCUUUAACACUGGCCUCGACAAGGUGGACGAACUCCAGGAUAAGAGGACGACCUGGACUAUGCGAGGCUGGAGGGAAACUUUGAAGGACGGAACUCAGGUUAUGAGAGCGGAGAAAAUAACAACCAAAGAUCUCGAGGCGGAGAAAGCUGAAACGGCGGAGAAAAAGGAGAAGGCAGCUGCGGAGUUAAAGGCGGACGAAGGAUUUGAGAAGGAUGGGGAUAAAGAGAAUGAGAACAAUGAGAAUAAAGAGAAUGAGGAAACAGACAAGGAUGAGAAAGCAGAAGGAGAAAAAGAAGGAAGUGAAAAAGAAACUAAGACAUAUAGCAACGAUAUUGAUGCUGAAAUGUCAAUGGUGGUGAUAUCCUCUGCUUGGAUGGAGAAGCGAGGCUGGGAGGCCGUUAGAGAUGUUUAUAAACGGGCCUGUAUCGUUCAUUGUCCCAAGAGGGCUGUUAUCAAGAUGAAAUGGGCUGCAUUUGAGGAGAAUGUGAAUAAUAUUGAGGAAGCUAGAGAGAUCCUUCGUCUUCUCAUUGCAAAAUAUCCAAUGUUGUUGGAAGCUAGGAUGCAACAGAUAGAUCUUGAACGGCGGCAGAAGAGCUUGGAUGUUGCGGACAAGAUGUACACGAAGCUGAUGAAGCAGAUCCCCACCAAGCACGACAAGUACAGGAACAUGAAGACAUGGAUUGCCAUGAAGUACGCCAGGUUCCAGUUCAAAGUUUGCAAUGACGUGGAAAAGGCUUUGGCGGCUCUACGUACGGCAUUAAAGAAGGAGCGAGGAAAUGCCCGGCUUUAUUCUCAGAUUAUAGAUAUGUGCUACCAGAGAACACCUAUUGAUGUCAACGGUGUAACUGCUGCCUUGGAACUCUCCCUGGUCUCCAAGGAUCUCUCCAACAUGGAGAAACUGGAGUUCGUCAAAAGGAAGGUCGAGUUCAUGCAGGAGUUCGGGGAUGUCGGCAGAUACCGUGAUGCGUGGGACCAACUUAAAGGAUUCCGACAUCUUUGCUCUGCAGAUCUCAAGGUCGAGGCUAAGAGGAAGAAGGAGCUGGAGGCAGAGGAGAAGAGAUACAGGGAGUUGGAGGAGAUGAAGUCGCAGGCCCGAGCUGAAGUGAAUAUGAAAGCUAAGCUGGCAGAGGCUGAAGGUCGUCUACUCUGUAGUAAAUGUCAAGGAGAUAUGUUACCUAACAAGGAUGGGGUUUAUGAAUUCGAGACGUUUAGACCAGGAUACUCGGGAGUUGUUCCGUAUUCUGAGAACCCUGCUGAGCAGCCCGUCCAGGUGGCCGAGGAGGGGGUCAUCGACCUCAUGGACUUUAACAUGGACCCUGACGAGGAGGAGAAGAUCAGACAAUCCCUCCAGGAGAAAACUAAAUACAAGGAGGUCGCACCAACUUGGGAGCUUAAUAUCGAGAAAUACGGAUACGGAGCUAAGAGGCGGGCGUAUGAUCCCGACUACGAGCACGUGGAGAACAGCAAGUACAGGGAGUAUGAGAGGUUGGAGAUGGAGGGAUACGACGAGGGAAUAAAAGAUCCAGAGGAUAACAGGAAAAGAAAUGUCCAGGCUGUUGGUCUGGGACAUAAGCCUGGUGAGUUUACCCCCGGCGAGAAGAAGUACACCACUUCGGACUAUAUAAUACCUCCGAAGGUUCCACAAAUGAGCAACUCAGUGGUCAAAGGGAAACCUAGUGCUCCGGGUGAUCUGACCGAGCAUGAGAUGCACGCGUUCGAGCUCCCGCCCGAGCUGGCCGACCCUCAGAAGUCCCCCUGCGUCAAUGUCCCGGAGUGGUUUGUACGAGAAGGCGGAGAACUCUGCUUGUCAGAUACUGCUAAUGGAACAUCAAUUAUCAGAUAUUGGCCCAAGUUCCUGUCUGAGAAAGGAAAUGAUCUAAUGUUGACAAGACUGAGGAAGUAUUGCCGUUGGCAUCAGAAGCAGGUGAAAGUUGGUGGAGAAUGGAAGUAUCAGCCCCGUCUUGUGUCCUGGUAUGGACCCUGUGACUACGCUUACUCUGGUCUAGUCAUGGAGAAGAAUCUGAACUGGGCUCCUGAGCUCCUAGAUCUACUCCACAGACUGAUUGGGAUGACAAGACACGAGUUUAACUCGUGUUUCCUCAAUCUAUAUAGACACGGAUAUGACAUGUGUGGAUGGCACUCUGACUCCCACCCCCAGCUGGGUAGGAACCCCCCGGUCGCCAGCGUGUCCCUAGGGGCCGUCAGGGUAUUCGAGCUCAGGAAGAAGAAGGGUGCUCCUAACUUUAUCCGGUUCCCUCUGUUCCCUGGUUCCCUACUCCUGAUGGAGGGAGCAGUACAAGAGGAUUGGUUGCAUUGUAUACCCAAGGAUCCAGCCUGUAAAGAGGAGAGGGUCAACCUUACUUUUAGGAUCAUGUACUCUGCUGCCAACAACGCCUUCUAGACCAUGUUCUUGAGGCUGGAGAGGGAGGAUAAGAAUUUAUUCAUUCAGGGACAACCUUUACCCCUUAGGUUGAAGAAACCGGACACGGAACUAUAUUUGUAUUUAUGUACAGUGCGUACAAGGUUUUAAUGUACUGCUUGUGUACAUCAUUGUAAUUUUCUUCAUGAUUAAAUUGUAUCAGAAAAUAAA
This is a messenger RNA of Eurytemora carolleeae, 5365 nucleotides long. RefSeq lists its product as uncharacterized. Lineage: Eukaryota; Metazoa; Arthropoda; Copepoda; Calanoida; Temoridae. Gene Ontology annotation, molecular function: protein binding. The transcript has 34 exons. Gene Ontology annotation, cellular component: commitment complex; U2-type prespliceosome; U1 snRNP. The coding region runs from base 557 to 5176 and encodes 1539 amino acids. Gene Ontology annotation, biological process: RNA processing; mRNA 5'-splice site recognition. The record is from RefSeq and is a predicted model, not a curated record.